Numida meleagris (helmeted guineafowl) is the source of this 1978-nucleotide messenger RNA. It is a transcript of the gene GTF2H3, whose product is annotated as general transcription factor IIH subunit 3. The record is from RefSeq and is a predicted model, not a curated record. Gene Ontology annotation, cellular component: transcription factor TFIIH holo complex; transcription factor TFIIH core complex. The transcript has 13 exons. Gene Ontology annotation, biological process: regulation of DNA-templated transcription; nucleotide-excision repair. Lineage: Eukaryota; Metazoa; Chordata; Aves; Galliformes; Numididae. The coding region runs from base 72 to 995 and encodes 307 amino acids.
CCCGGCGAUGACGUACUGCCCCGUGACGUCACCGAGAGCGCCACGAGCGGCGGCUGCGCGCGGGCGGAGGGAUGGGCGCGGACGAGGAGCUGAGCCUGCUGGUCAUCGUCAUCGACACCAACCCCAUCUGGUGGGGGAAGCGGGCGCAGGGGGAGGCUGAGUUCACUCUAUCCAAAUGUAUCGACGCAGCAAUGGUACUGGGAAAUUCGCACCUGUUCAUGAGUCGCACCAACAAGCUUGCUGUGAUAGCGAGUCACACGCAGGAAAGCCGUUUCUUGUACCCUGGGAAGCGCUGGGCUUCUGCAGAUCUCCUUGGAGAUGGUGGUAAUUGUGUGGAAUCUAAUUGUUCUGGCAGCAAGGAUGGAAAAUAUGAAUUGUUAACGGCGAUAAAUGAUGCGAUUGCAGAAGAGAUUAAAGAGCUCAUGACAAAAACUGACAUGAUGGGCCAGCAAACAGAGACUCUACUAGCAGGGUCACUUGCUAAAGCACUUUGUUAUGUUAACAAGAUGAGCAAAGAGGUGAAAGCCAAUCAGGAAAUGAAAUCAAGGAUUUUGGUCAUAAAAGCUGCAGAAGACAGUGCAUUGCAAUAUAUGAAUUUCAUGAAUGUGAUCUUUGCAGCACAGAAACAGGGUAUUUUGAUUGAUGCUUGUGUCUUGGACUCUGAUUCAGGCCUUCUACAACAGGCUUGUGACAUUACAGGUGGCAUAUACUUGAAAGUGCCCCACCUGCCAUCCCUUCUGCAGUAUUUGUUGUGGGUAUUUCUCCCUGAUCAAGAGCAAAGAUCACAGCUUGUGCUUCCACCUCCUGUUCAUGUUGACUACAGAGCUGCAUGUUUCUGUCAUCGAAAUCUCAUUGAAAUUGGUUAUGUUUGCUCUGUGUGUUUGUCAAUAUUCUGCAAUUUUAGUCCUAUUUGCAGUACAUGCGAGACCGCUUUCAAAAUAUCACUGCCACCUGUCAUGAAAGCUAAGAAGAAGAAAUUAAAGUUAGCUGUAUGACAACGCAAUGUAAAUACACCAUUACCUCCUCCACUAAUUCCUUGAGGUGGAACGUACUUGAGAAAUUGAUGGCACUUUUUACAGGAUAUGAAAGAGAUCUUACUACUUUUUUUCUUCAAGUAUUUAAGUCAUGUUUUCUACUUAGUAACGAAUCACUGUAUUAGCAGGUAAUCUGUGCUGUUUUAAAUACUAAUUAUUCAUUGUAAUUAGAACCAGAAGUUGCAGGUUAUUAAGAUACAGAUCUUGCGAAGUUAGAAGUAUUCUCACCGCUAUAGUUUCAAACCUCCAAGUUAUUUUUUAUCGUAUGGUGGUGCAGAGGUUAUGUUAUGACCACUGUUGAUGUCUAGGAUCUCAAUCUCAGCACUGCUAUUCAAGGACUUCAGUGUUCAGUGGGCUUUUGGUGGCUGUCUGGGGAUUGAAAUGGAGUCAACUUUAGAAUGAGAAAGUUGAACAUUUCAAGAUGGUUUAGAACACACCUUCCUGUUAAGGGUGUCCAUAUUCUUUUAUUCCCUUUGAUUGUGCUUUUGGUUCUCUCCCAGUUGGAAGCUGCUCCUCAGCAGAUAAAUAUCACUGGAAUAGUAGUAUGGAGAUACCCUUCCCAAGGGAAACAGAAGACCACGUUCAUGAGUGAGAAGGGCCCUCUUUUUGUAAAAUGAUGCCUGUAAAUGUACGCUAGGUGGUUAGUCUUCAGUGUGUGCUUUGAAACUGGAAAGGUUUUGGAUCACUGCAUUUUGUAUCUGAGUUUGAGAGUACAUGGUGUACUUCCACAUGUUGCUUUGGUUAAAAAAAGCACGAAAUGAUGAUCUCCUGCUCUGUGUGCAGCUGCGUGUGCCAUGACCUUGUGUGCAUCUGCCUUUGGUCAGUGCAGCUAUUGUCAUCAGCGCCCAUCCUCGUCGCCAGGAGCCAUUUUGUUUGACGGCUGUAUCUACAAUUCACUUUCUACAAAACCUUUUGGAAUAAAGGCAGCUCUUUUUACAAACGCG